Messenger RNA from Microthlaspi erraticum, 360 nucleotides. The record is from the annotation of a GenBank genome assembly. Lineage: Eukaryota; Viridiplantae; Streptophyta; Magnoliopsida; Brassicales; Brassicaceae.
AUGGGAAAAGAUCACGAAGGAAGCCCUCCAGUUCCAGUACAUCUCUGCGUCUUCGUCUUCAUCCUCUUGAUGUUCGUAACGAUUUCAUGGUACCCGAGCUAUGAACCAGUUAUAGAAGGUUUUACGGACCAGCUGAAGCUUGCUCUCAUGGCUUCUCCUCUUCUUUUGCUCUUGGCCGUCCAUUUUCUAUCCAACGAUGGAGGAGGAGGGAUGAUGACGUCAUUGAUCCCUAUGAGCGAAAGAGAGUCUUUCUAUAGAGCUGGAGGAACGCCGUGGGGAGUGGCCUUCAUGCUCGUCUUCAUCUUUUUCAUGGUUUCGUAUCAAUCUCAGUUUCAAGAAAGUUGGUUUCCUCUUCGAUGA